CCACAGGUUGUUUGCCUAAACCGGUGGCGUAGGGAGCGCGCUGGCUGCGGCCUUGAAACUAUCCCCAAAGGCCAGCGAGGAAAGACGCUCUCUCUCCUCCCCACCCACAAUAAGUUGAACUUUCCCCUGAAGGAAAGAAGGGAGCGCCGGGCUAAUAUCCUCUCUGCUCUUUGCCGUGGGCUCGCGCCUCUCCUCAGGAGAGAGAGAGAGGGGGGAAAAGGCGGUCGGCGUCGUUGUCAGCAGCAGCUGCACAAACAAGGCGAGCGCAGCCAAGCUAUGGCGGCUUCUUCGCCCGCCGCCCCUCAGCGGGCGCUCCCCGCCUCCCAGCAGCUCCGCGGCCUCUUCUACGCCCUCACGCCCAACGAGAGCUCCUUCCGCGCCGUCGAGGAGGUGCCCGAUUACGUGGACAAGGCAACUCCAUGGUUCAUUACCCUGAUUCUUCUAGAGUUUAUUGUUAAGUGGGCUCAGAAGGGAUCAUCAGCUCGGGUCAAUGACAGCAUAGCGUGUCUCUCUGCAGGGGUCCUGUCUCGACUUCCAGAAGCUUUGUCUAGAACCAUUGAACUGGCAAUGUACAUCUAUGUGUGGGACAACUAUAGACUUCUGGAACUGCCAUGGGACUCACCGUGGACAUGGUAUUUGACAUUCCUAGGAGUAGAUUUUGGUUACUACUGGUUCCACCGUAUGGCUCAUGAAAUUAAUUUAUUGUGGGCAGGACACCAAGUUCAUCACAGUUCUGAGGACUAUAAUUUAUUCACAGCAUUAAGGCAAUCCAUCCUGCAGAAGUAUGCAUCUUGGAUAUUCUACUUGCCCAUGGCUCUUUUUAUUCCUCCCUCAGUGUAUGCUGUUCAUCUCCAGUUUAAUCUGCUUUACCAAUUCUGGAUACAUACAGAGGUUAUUAAGAAUCUCGGUCCUUUGGAGUUUCUUCUCAACACACCUAGUCACCACAGAGUACAUCAUGGAAGAAAUCCAUACUGCAUUGAUAAGAACUAUGGUGGCACACUGAUUAUUUGGGACAGAAUUUUUGGGACAUUUGCUGCAGAAAAUGAUAAAGUUGUAUAUGGCCUAACACAUGCAAUAAACAGCUUCGAACCUUUCAAGAUUCAGUUCCAUCAUUGUAUUUAUAUAUGGAAAACAUUUUGGAAUACUCCUGGAUUCUGCAAUAAGCUUUCUGUCCUGUUCAAGGGCCCAGGAUGGGGCCCAGGCAAGCCAAGACUUGGUCUUCUGGAGGACAUCCCAGAGGUUACUGGAAAGGAAGUUCCCUUCAGCCCCACAUUACCAAGCUACCUUUCUGUCUAUGCAGUUACACAUUUCAUCUUAAUGCUGGGAUUUUAUAUUGAUUUGUUUGCUACAAAAUCUACGUUAUCACAGGUAACUAUUCUCAUGAGAGUUGGCUACAUUAUCCUGACACUAACCUCCAUUGGAUUCCUUAUAGAGCAAAGACCUGAAGCUCCCUUCUUGGAAUCUGUCCGCUGUUCCACUUUCCUUGUCCUGCACAAACUUGGUUACUUGAAAACUUACAUUGCACUUCUGUCAAUGACAUAUGAGGUAAGGCAACGUAAUUUAUCAUAUAGUACAUAUAUUUAUUUUAAGAAUAAACUUUAUAUGUUUCUGGACCUCAGAGGUUUGCAAUAUUUAAAAAGUGCUUGCAAGCAUAACAGAGUGUAGUGAGCACCAUGAACCAGAUAUGAUCCUAUUUAUUUUAUUUUAUAUCCCACCUUUCUUCUGGUGCAGGCUCAAGCCAGCUCACAACAUAAUUUAAAGCAGCUACAACUAAAAACACAACACAUACAAAGGUUAAAAAAAGUAAGUAACCGCAUUGAAAACACUUUAAACCAUUUAAAAGCACACACAUACAGGCACACAAAAGCACCAAACCCACCCUCUGAAGACACUUCCACAACAGCCAGUUAGUAGCCAAAUGCCUGUUGGGUGUUGCGGGGGGGGAGCCUUUGCCUGAUGACAAAGGGAGAACGGAGAGAGACCCAGGCUGGCCUCCCAAGAAAGAGGGUUCCACCAAAUGUGUCCUCACCAAAUGUGUCUAAAGGUGGCAGGAUGGAGAGAAAGGCCUUGUCAGAAUACAGCAGUUGUAUUUUGCUUUGGCUUUAGCAGUAAGCACUCAAAUGGUGUACAGAUAACACUACUUACGAGAUUUGUAUGCAAUACGAUAGAGUCAUAAUUGCUCACGGUACAUGUUGAUCUUUUUCAACCUGCUGAUUGAUUUUGUUGGUUUGUAUGAUAACGCUUCAAAAAUACAUUUGACCACACAUCAUUUGCAAGACAGGAAAGCUGAUUGUGUAGCUUGGACAGUAAUGAUUUUUAUCAUUCAAAUAUUAGUAUCAUCUGUGUAUAUAUGCUAUUCUGUAGCCUUACUCAUCUCUGUAGUAGGAAAGACUUUCAUACCCUGGGUAUUGGUUGGGAUGUACAGCUGUGCUCUCCUGUCAAAUGUAAGAACUGCAAGCCACUCCAUAGCCAAGCCUACUCCCAUGCUGUAUAAGAUGUUGGAGGAAGGAAGUGAAGGAAGGAAGCUCCCAUGAAGCUUCAUGAUAAAAAGCCUUGUCAGCACACCUAGAUCUAAAUAAAUUCAAGUUGAGCUUGUAAUAUUAAUUCUCUCUGUUAUCUUUGCUAAAGAGAAAAUCCAGCCAUUGUGGACUAGUAAGAUGGACUUUCUUGACAAGACAAGAGCCCUGGGGGUAAUAAUGCCCCUUGGAGAAAAGAAAUCAUAGUUGAACCUUACAUUCAGUAGAUUAAGUUAGUUUCCACUUAGGUGUGACAGAGUCAUUACUGACUUUAGCCUUAGCUGGUGUGUGAGCUGGCUUCACCACCAUCAACUAAAGAUGAUGAUGUAUGGUUCCAGAUGCUCUGGCCAAUUGACCGUAAAAUUGCUCUGCAUUUCUGGCAGGGCAGCCAAGUUAGAGCUUUUAAAAUCUCCAUGCCUGAAGCUCAGCGCCCACUGUUUGGAAGCUGCUCAUUAUUCUUCUCCUGCCCCCGAUCUGAGCAAAAGAGAGACUUCUGGAAUCAAUUAGAAAUGUCUGCCCUUGAUGAGAUUUGCACGUGAGUUUGGAAUUGUGAGGCUUUGAUAGUGUCAGCCAACAGCUGCAGUUUCAGGUGGUAAAAUCAAGAGAAGAAUUUUUUACAGGGCUUAAUUACAAUCACUAUAUAUUUAUAACUAGUUGAGGGACACUAAAAAAAAGUCAAGUUUGAAACUGUCAAGCAUAUUGUUGAAGAUGAGACUUCAUUACUUCCAUCACAGGAAAGUAAACAAAAUGUUUGUUGGAAACUUGUGGUUGUAAGACUGUGUUGUGGCUGCAAGAAACUGGAAAUGAUGUUUUCUGCAGUUCUUGCUGAAAAAGAAACAUCUGGCAGUAUUUAUGUCAUUCCUAUUUGACAAGUUGAGGCAAUAAUAAGCGGUGAUACACAUUUGUGUACAAGUGUAAAGUACAGUCUUUCUCAGAUAAAUAUAAUCGGAAAGUAACCCUUUCCCAUCCAAGAAUCUAUGUAUUAAAUGUAAAUAUUUUAAACAUGUUAUAUUUACAGGGUUGUAUCCAAUGCUGUCCAUGUACUCCUCCUGCAGAACCCUUCAUCCCCUCAAAAUUUGCUCUGGAGGGUAGGGAACCUGCUGGAGCAGAUUUUGCAGUGUGUGUUGGGGGCUGCAGGGGGAAGGACCAGAAAGUUGAAGUUCUGUUGCUUGGGUGGAAGCCCACUUGCGCAAUGUUGAAUUUUGCCCACAGUAAGUAACAAUUCAUAGAAGCUGUUACUAAUCAUCUUGAUUAUAUUUACCUUUGUCUUCUAUUGUGCUUGCAUUUACUAAAAUAAAAAGGAAAUUAUAUCUGUAUUUUGGAAUACAUUUUUCAUCUAUUUAAAAUAUGCAAUCUUGACUUUGCUCAAGUGGUGCUUUCAUGUCCUGAAAAAUUAACACCCACACUUCACAUAACAUUUUUAACUAGUAGUGAAAAUUCUGCAAAUAUGAUCUGAUUGUCAGAUAACAACUGCAUUUAUUAGGCAAGAGCUUUAUAUUUGCCCUGGUGGGUGGCCACCUUCUGUCUUAAAUAGAAUGGAACCAAACUUCUGUAUAAUUGUUUUAACUUCUAUCCUUCUUACCAGCUGAAAACAAAAUGUUUUUCUAAAAUAAUAAUAAUAAAAAAUCACUGAAGCAAGCUAGUUAAGUUUCACCGAAUGUCUAUCUCAGGCACCCCCAAACUUCUGCCCUCCAGAUGUUUUGGACUACAAUUUCCAUCAUCCAUGACCACUGGUCCUGUCAGCUAGGGAUCAUGGGAGUUGUAGGCCAAAACAUCUGAAGGGCCGCAGUUUGGGGAUGCCUGGUCUAUCUGAACAACAACUAGAAAAAUAUGGUGCUCAUUCAAGAAGGCUAGCAGGGAUGGUUUUUUGUUGUGGGGACCACUACAGAAAAGACAAUGCUUCUCAACUGCAGUUUUUCCUUCUGUGGAGAAAAGGAUUGGGUAUUUUUAUCUGCAGCUUAAAUUCACUGUAUUUUUACAUAUGACUGUGGUACCCAUUACAAAUGACAGGCAUGGGAGGUUCAUACCCAAGGGUCUUAUAAUCUAAAAUAGACACAGGUAAGCAACUGGUGGAUGUGUGUGCGAGAGAGGGGAGAGGGAGAGGAAGGUAUGGGUAGUCCAGGGAAUAAUAUAUACUUAUUUUAAUUGCAUGUGUUUUGCUUUGUACAAUAAGAUAUAGGGACCAGCAGUUUCUCAAGUUCAUGCUGAAUAAAGGAGA
This is a messenger RNA of Zootoca vivipara (common lizard), 4734 nucleotides long. RefSeq names its product alkylglycerol monooxygenase (gene AGMO). The record is from RefSeq and is a predicted model, not a curated record. Gene Ontology annotation, cellular component: endoplasmic reticulum. NCBI's taxonomy places the organism in Eukaryota, Metazoa, Chordata, Lepidosauria, Squamata, Lacertidae. Gene Ontology annotation, molecular function: glyceryl-ether monooxygenase activity; iron ion binding. Gene Ontology annotation, biological process: lipid biosynthetic process.